Amyelois transitella is the source of this 1635-nucleotide messenger RNA. RefSeq names its product carbonic anhydrase-related protein 10. Lineage: Eukaryota; Metazoa; Arthropoda; Insecta; Lepidoptera; Pyralidae. Gene Ontology annotation, molecular function: carbonate dehydratase activity; zinc ion binding. The transcript is spliced from 10 exons. The record is from RefSeq and is a predicted model, not a curated record. The coding region runs from base 151 to 1116 and encodes 321 amino acids.
GAAGUUUAAUCGAAAUAAAUACAUCAGAUGUAACAGAUAAACUCUACGAAUACAGUUUUAUUAAAAUGAAAAGACUCAAAGAAGAGUUUAGUAGCACCAAGAUGUCAUAGACAUCCAAUGUGGGGGUCAGAAGAGCGCGUGGCAUAGACAAUGCACAGUCUCCUCGGAGCGGCUACAGCGUCGGCAAUACUGCAAAUACUGCUAUCUCUUUCAGCCGUGAGUGGCGUCAGCUGGGAGGAAUGGUGGACCUACGACGGAAUUUCAGGUCCAGCAUUCUGGGGCCUCAUCAACCCAGAAUGGUCUCUCUGCAACAAGGGGCGGAGGCAAUCUCCGGUCAACCUCGAACCAGACAAGCUGCUCUUCGACCCAAACCUACGCUAUUUACACAUAGAUAAGCAUAGGAUAAAUGGAUUGAUAAGCAACACAGGCCACUCGGUGAUAUUCACCGUGGAGAACGAGACGCGUCAUCAUAUCAACAUCACGGGCGGCCCGCUCUCCUACAAGUACCAGUUCCACGAGAUCCACAUACACUAUGGCCUGCACGAUCAGUUUGGGUCCGAGCACGCGAUCAAUGGCUAUUCGUUUCCUGCAGAGAUUCAAAUAUUUGGCUUCAACUCGCAGCUUUAUUCAAACUUCUCCGAAGCUCUUCAUAAAGCCCAAGGAAUUGUUUCAAUUUCAUUACUUUUACAGCUUGGUGAUUUAUCAAAUCCGGAGCUAAGGAUAUUGACAGAGGAGUUAGAGAAUAUAAAAUACGGGGGGGCCGAAAUGCCAGUAAACAAGCUGUCAGUCCGCGGCCUCCUGCCUGACACGGACUACUACAUGACGUACGACGGCUCCACCACGGCGCCCGCCUGUUUCGAGACCGUCACGUGGAUCAUCGUCAACAAGCCAAUAUAUAUCACUAAACAACAGUUGCACGGCCUGCGGCGGCUGAUGCAGGGCGACGCGCGCCACCCGAAGGCUCCCCUCGGAAACAACUUCAGGCCACCACAGCCGCUGCACCACCGGGCAGUGCGCACUAACAUCGACUUCGACUUGAGCAAGUAUCCCGGGAAGACUUGCCCGAGCAUGAAUCGGGACAUGCAUUACAAAGCCAAAAGCUGGACACAAUAUUGAAGAAUUUUUUUUUUCAAACGGUAGGCAUUCAUCUAAAUUAAGUAGCCGCUAUGUAGAAAGUAAAGCAUAUCUAACAUUAAACAUAGGACCUAAGUGAAAUUGUAAAUAACUUUUGUACAGUGUAAGGAUUAUCUCGCUUAUGAUAACUGGAGCUACAAAUGUAUAUUUGAUUAGUUAAGUCGCUGUAACUAUGACUUAAAAUGUAUUAACUAGUGUGACAUAAUUGUGAGUAGUUCUUUAGAAAAAUAUUGUGAUGUUAUGCUACUUUAUAUAGUGAAUUGUUAAACUCGUAAUUGAUAUUAUAUCGGCCUCCACUUAGGUAGGACAUACAUACAUAUUUUCGGAUAGAACGUAAAUACCAAGAUCAUCGGCUUUCAAAUAAACUAAGGAUAUGUUAAAACUGUCAUACUAUUAUUAAAGUUUUCUAGUUCAUUGUAAAAGAUUUUGUAUCCCUUACAAGUAUUGUACUUAAUAUUUAAAAUGUUCGAGUAGAAGUUUCCUUAAAAUAAGCUUCGAAUU